AAAACGCCCUUGAAACCAUCCUCUCUGUUGUCUGUCUCUCUGUCUGUCCCUCCCUUUGACCCUAAAAGGAAUAUUCUCCUUAACUAUAAAAACCUUCUCCUCUGAUCUCUCUCUCUCUAUCAUCACAUAUCCUCUCUUUUCUCUUAAAUCAAUUGAUUAGUAAAAAGAGACAUGGGAGGCUGCGCGACCAAGCCCAAGGUAUUGACGGGUGACGGGGAGGCUGAGGCCCUGCCUCCGGCUGCCGCUCCUGAGACGGCCAAGGAGGAAAUUACGACGGCUCCUGCUGAGCCAGGCAAGGUGGAGGAAGCUGCGGCUGACUUGAAGACAGAGACGAAGGAGAAAGGUGUAGACGUUGUGGAAGAGGAAAAGAAGGUUGUCGAAGGCGAUGGAGUGAAGGAAAUUGUUGGUGAACAGGAAGACAAGCCUCGAUCUCUCAGUAACUUGUUCAAAGAGAACGAAGGGAAACAAGGUGAGGCAGAAGCAGAGCCAGUGAAACAAGGAGUAUCCGAAGCAGAGAAGCCUAAAGAAGAGUCUGAAACUAAGCAACCAGAAGCUCUGCCCGAAAAACAAGAACCAUCAGAGCCAGAGAAGCCCAAAGAGGAACCUGAAAUCAAGGUAGUACUAGAAGCACCAGUUGAGGUUGAGGAGCAGACCACUAUCCCAGCCGCUGUUGUCGAUGUUCCUGCAAAGACUGAAGCAGAGAAGGUUGUUGAUGUAACACCACUAGCCGCUGUUGUCGAUGUUCCGGCAAAGGCUGAAGCAGAGAAAGUUGUUGAUGUAACACCAUUAGCCGUUGUUGUUGAUGUUCCGACAAAGGCUGAAGCAGAAAAAGUUGUUGAUGUAACACCACUAGCCGCUGUUGUCGAUGUUCCGGCAAAGGCUGAAGCAGAGAAUGUUGUUGAUGUAACACCAACAACCGCAGCCACAGCAGAUACCCAGAAAGCACAGACAACUGAGGAGAAGAAAACUGAAGAAUCAACGUGAAGAAAGAACUUCUGAAAAUAAUGUGCAAAUUAUGUGGGACUGAGUAUAUGAGGAAGGAAGGGCAUGCCAUUACUACCUAAGGCAAUAGCUUGCGAAGAUCAUGAAGAGCUCUCUUGGUUUAGGAAAUUAAUGGUUAUGAGUUAAUUUGUUAUCAAAAUUUUCUUUUUAAUUUGAGUUUGUUUAAUAUUCUAUUUGUGUGAAGAUUUAAUUGUUAGAUUUAACAUAAAAUCAUCAAUUCUUAUUUAUUCACCUA
Tripterygium wilfordii is the source of this 1237-nucleotide messenger RNA. Its product is annotated as fibrous sheath CABYR-binding protein-like. NCBI's taxonomy places the organism in Eukaryota, Viridiplantae, Streptophyta, Magnoliopsida, Celastrales, Celastraceae. Bases 172 to 984 code for a protein of 270 amino acids. The record is from RefSeq and is a predicted model, not a curated record. The transcript has 2 exons.